Cuscuta epithymum is the source of this 871-nucleotide messenger RNA. Lineage: Eukaryota; Viridiplantae; Streptophyta; Magnoliopsida; Solanales; Convolvulaceae. The record is from the annotation of a GenBank genome assembly.
AUAGAAUCCCCAAUUUAACGACCAAUGACCCAAUGAAAUGCUUAGCCUACUUGUUAAGAGGCCCAACAUAGUCUACAAGAAGGAGUAGGGUUCGCCCAGAAGCGCAAAAGCCUUACCGUCAUUCUGAAUCGAGUGCCUACAGACUUCGCCGCCGUUUCCCUUCAGGUAUCAGCGUUUAUUGUGCUCCUUUAUCACUGCUUUCUCUUUUCCUUCGCCGUCGUUGACACCCCUAAUCCGGCGUAUCUGUGUAGUCAUUGCCGAAAAAUGUCGGUCGGAGAAAUCGCUUGCACCUACGCCACUCUGAUCCUCCACGAGGAAGGCAUCCCCGUCACUGCGGAGAAGAUCGCCACGAUCGUGAAGGCGGCCGACGUUCAGGUGGAGUCCUACUGGUUUAGCCUCUUCGCCAAGCUCUGUGAGAAGAAGAACAUCGAUGACCUCAUCACGAACGUAGGUGGUGGCGGUGGUGGUGCUGCGGUUGCCGUUGCUGCCCCGUCCGCUGGUGGUGCCGCUGCCGCUGCUGCUCCUGCCGCUGAAGAGAAGAAGGAGGCCAUUGAGUCCGAGAGUGAAGAGGAAAUGGGGCUGGGAUUGUUUGAUGACUAGAGUCUAAAGUUUCUUUGAGAUGUUAGCUUUUGGUUUGCAGACAUUUUUGAUAAGUUUAUCAUACUCAUAUCUCGUAUCAAGAACUUAUGAACCCUAUUAUGGUUGAUAUUUCUAUUAAUAUCUUAGUGAAUCUAAUUUUUAAUGCCGAAAUAUGACAGUUUUCAGUUUUUCUCUGGUAAUGCAAAUCACAAAACACACUGUUGUAUAUGAUUUCUUCUGUGAUCCUCUCUUGUGGUUUGAUGAUUUUGAUUUGGGUAUCGAUAUAUUGGGU